Molecule: messenger RNA, 6766 nt
Organism: Varanus komodoensis (Komodo dragon)
Lineage: Eukaryota; Metazoa; Chordata; Lepidosauria; Squamata; Varanidae
Gene: ZNF653
Product: zinc finger protein 653
Exons: 9
Coding region: 66-1970 (634 amino acids)
Biological process (GO): regulation of transcription by RNA polymerase II
Cellular component (GO): nucleus
Molecular function (GO): transcription coregulator activity
Source: RefSeq, a predicted model, not a curated record
GCGCCGCAGCCCGCUCCUAAUAACAGAUUUCCUCAAGUGCAGGGUUACCUGGUUACCAGGCAGGGAUGAGCGACUCGGAGCGUGGGCCAGCUCCGGGAGAGGAAGAUGGCGGGGAGCUGGAGGAAGAAGGGGAGGAGGAGGAGGAGGAGGAGGAAGAAGUUGCUGUCGCUGAGGACGUGGGUGUUGAGUCUGCGCCGGGUGGACGGAAGGCCCGCGGUGGGCGGAAAGCCCGCGGUAGGCCGCGCCUCACGGAAUCUGACCGGGUACGACGACGGCUUGAAUCCCGCAAGAAAUACGAUGUGCGAAGGGUCUACUUAGGCGAGUCUCACGGCCCAUGGGUGGACCUGAGGCAGCGAAGUGGCUGGAGUGACGCCAAACUGGCGGCUUACUUGCUGGAACUGGAACGAGAGCAGCGGGCCGGGCGCCGCGGGAAGCCAUGGGAGCAGGUGCCUUAUGAGCCACAACGGAAGAAAAGAAGAAGGAGGAAUGUGAACUGCCUGAAGAACACAGUUAUCUGGUAUGAAGACCACAAGAACCGCUGCCCCUAUGAGCCCCACCUCUCAGAGCUGGACCCCACCUUUGGAAUGUACACCACAGCUGUGUGGCAGUGUGAAGCAGGACACCGCUAUUUCCAAGAUCUGCACUCCCCACUUAAGCCACUCAGUGACUCUGAGAAUGAAUGUGAUAACAUUGCCAAUGGCACAGGGGCUGGAAGCUCUGGGUCUUCAGAAGAAAGCUCCAGUUCAGAUGCAGAGGAGCAGCCAGAGGGCCAGAAGGUCAAGGCCCAGGUGCAGCAGCCCCCGACAAAUGUGGAAGGUGGAAGUGCAAGUGGGCUCAUCACUCAGGACGGCAUCCACAUUCCAUUUGAGCACCAUAUUGAGAACCUGUCAGCAGAGCAGGGUGUGAAUAUGUGCCACAAUCCAUCCCUCAAUGGCCCAGAGACAAUGGAAACUGUGGUAUGUGUGCCAGUACCCAUGCAGAUGAGUUCAAGCCAUGGGACUCUGUUUGAGAAUGUUGCCCAAGAGACACUUGGCGAAGUUGUGGCCAGCUGCCCUGUGCAGGGUGUAAUGCAAGGCUCGCAGGUGAUCAUCAUUGCUGGGCCCGGCUAUGAUGCCCUCACAGCUGAGGGGAUCCAGCUAAACGUCACCAGCACAGGAGGAGAAGAGCUGCCUUGUGCCAUGAUUGAGGGUGUGGCAGCUUAUACUCAGGCAGAGCCUGAGAAUGGACAGCCCAGUAGCAUGGAGGCCAUGGAGAGCUUGGAAUACAUCGAAACCAAAAAAGAAAACGAGGAGCUUUUUGAGCUCAAAAAAGAGGAGCCGCAGCCCCCAACAGAAAUAGAGACGCCCUGUGACCCAGAGCCAGCCCAUGAGAGUGGGGGGCUGGAGCCAGAGCCUGAACCUGAGGAAGAGACAGAUGGCAACAACAUGUCAUCCAUUAUCUAUGAAAUUCCAAAGGAACCUGAAAAGAGGAGGCGAAGCAAAAGAGGCCGUGUAAUGGAUGCAGAUGGCAUGUUAGAGAUGUUUCAUUGUCCCUAUGAAGGAUGCACCCAGGUCUAUGUAGCUCUUAGUAGUUACCAGAAUCAUGUUAACCUUGUUCAUCGAAAAGGAAAAACGAAGGUGUGCCCCCACCCUGGUUGUGGCAAGAAGUUCUACCUGUCCAACCAUCUACGGAGACAUAUGAUAAUUCACUCAGGGGUCCGUGAGUUUACCUGCGAAACGUGUGGAAAAUCCUUCAAGCGGAAGAACCAUCUGGAAGUCCAUCGCCGAACACACACAGGAGAGACACCUCUCCAGUGUGAGAUCUGUGGCUACCAGUGCCGGCAGCGGGCCUCUCUCAAUUGGCAUAUGAAGAAACAUACCUCAGAAGUCCAGUAUAACUUCACUUGUGAACACUGUGGCAAGCGCUUCGAGAAGCUGGACAGUGUCAAGUUCCACAAGCUAAAGAGCCAUCCAGAUCACAAGGCUGCCUGAUCCUGACCAUGGACCACUUUAUUUAUUAUCCCACCAAAAGUCCCAACCUAACCAAGGGCACUUCUUGCACAUUCACAGCUGGAGAUGUGGUGUGUUCUGCGUAUGGCAGGGCUCCAUCCUGUAACAUGGGGCACCUCCUUAAGAGCAGAUGGUGACAGGCAUAAAUGUUUUAGUUCUGAUGUGCUAGUGUCAGUGUUCUCAGGUAUUGUGGGGUGGAGGAGUAUUCAAACAGCAUCAAAUCACUCAUCCUGUAACUGGAGAUUGUGGUGCUUCAGCUGUUCUUUCUUUUCAAGGGGAAGGGGUGCUAUGAGCAUAGGAAGAAGAAUGUUAGCCAAUUAAAGUAUCUGUCCUUUGCUAUCUGCUGAGCGGCACCUUUGCUUGUGUGACCACUUUAUGCUUGGUGUGAGGCAGGAAUACAGCAGAAGGGAGCUGUCACUGACAGAUGAAGACUGCAGAGGCUGCUUCCAGUAUAAGAACCCCGGGUCACAUUCACAUGAUGAGAUUGACUCUCUUGAGAACAAUGCAAGAUGCAACACUUACAAAAAGGUGUCAAGGAAGGUUAUUUGCUGGUUUGCACCAGACAUUGUUCUUGGAAGCUGCCUCUUCCUCAGCUUUUAGUGCUAUUGAAAGACACAUCAGAAUUGGUCUGCAUGUAUCUUUUCCUGAAAUGUUAGUACCACAAAAAGCCCAAGUACAUGGUGGAUAAAAUCUUGCUCCAGAACUGUCAGAAGUGUUCUAGGCCUCUGUCGCUGAGCUUUGGGGCUUGUCAUGUUCAAAGCUGUGGCUUCUAUUGAAGUGCACCAGGAAUAUUAACUUUCAUUUAAAAAUAUUAAACCAAAUUUUAUUCAUACAAUGGCUAUCUGCAUACCUAUAGGAAGCCCACAGGUAGGGUAUAAGUGCAAUAACAUACUCUUACUUGGGUUUUGCAGUGACUGGCAAACAGAAACAUCCUCCUCUUGAUACUGGGGGCAAUAUACAACCAUCAAUCAUAUCCUCCAUGAAUGUGACUAAUCCCUUUUAACACCUCUGAGUUGAUGACUGUCACCCACUCUCUAUGGGAGCAAAUUCCAUAGUUAAACUUAAUUGCACUGUGUGAAAAGGUACUUCUUGUUGUCCAAUAUAUUCUGCCACUCACCUUCACUGGGUAACCAAUGAGAGUGCUAAUAUCCUGAAGGAAGGAGGAAAAAACUUUCCCUACUCACUGUCCUGCUCUGUUUUCUAAUUCUGUUUUAUAAUCCUUGUAACUGUGAAAAAUAUGAAAAGGCUGCUGUUGGGAAUUCUUUCAGAAUUGACAUUCUGGAAAUAGUCUCAAUUUGAUUGAUCAUCUGAGAAAUAUCUGCAGUAGAAUCAAUUUGUUUGCACAUUUCAGCAGGGAAAUGUGUGUGCUGGUGUCCAGCAACCAGAUGGGUUUUUGCUGUUCCACUGUGAGCAUAUGCUUUGAUUUCAUUGUGUGCAAGGGAGGGGAAUAGCUCUUCUGCUGCUAUUCUGGAAAAAAAACUUUUGCCUCUGCUAGUAGGUUAAAAAGUAAGGGUGCCUUCCUUUUGCCAGCAAGAGGGAGUUCUCUCUUUCCCAUGUAAAGCAUGCUCCUAUGAAGCUCUGGUUUUGAUAAGAGUCCAGUGGUUUCCAAGCUAGAUCUACAGGCAGCAUUCAGACAAAACCAUGCCUAUCUGUGCUCAAAUGCCAGUGUGUUGCAAGGGAUUAUGGGGCAUGUUCUAGGCGGUCCAGGCUAGCUGGAGCUGUUGGGCUUUAAUGUUGCUCUGUGUGAGCGCAGGACACCUGGACCAUGACUUACACUCCACUGCCCUUUCAUAUUGCAGGAAAAGAUAGGUAGGAAUGAGCAAAUGGAUCUUCAGAGACCCUUGUCUUUCAUUACUGAUCUUCUGAACAAGAAAAUGCAUUUCUGAAACACACUUGAAAAACAUGGCUCUGUUCUUUUUUGCCAACAUUCCUUUCAUGUGCCUCUUGCCUCCCCCCCACUAAAAGAGGACUAAUCAAGAUGCUGCUGUGAGUUUUAGUCCAAUGCAUCUGGAAGAGGCCUGGCUGGAGAAGGCUGAUCUACAGGUUUGUUUGGCAAGUAUAUGCCUUCUUAUUUUGACAUCCUGAGAAUCUCUGAUUUUCUUUUCAGUAGUUUAUGUUGAACCAUCAACUUACUUUGUAAGCAGCUUUGUAGAAUGUAGGUAACAUGAGCAUGUUGUCAUUUUUACCUUGAAGGUUUCAGCUAUCUCUCCAAGACCAGUUGUCACUCCUCUAUUUUAUUGCAUGCAUUACUAGAUUGUUUCUUGUAGAUAAUGUAAGUUGGAUAUCUGGGUCCUUGUGGACUAAUGGCUUCUCAGGUUUUCUCAGGAAUAGAGGUUAGCAAUCUGCAGCCUUCAAUAUGAUUUUGAAAGCCUUCUACAAUUGAACCCAUCUUUCUAUGCUUUCUGCAACUGAACCCAUUUUUCUGCCCAUUCUGGCAUGGGCAAUGUAUCCCUAACUUGGAAGUCAGUGCAGCAGAGGGGGAGGGAGAAAAGGGAUAGCCCUGCCUGUUGUUGGCAUGUACCAAGAGUUAUCUUGCUGUGGAAAAAAAAUGAUCCCCUCCCCUGCUCUAAAAGAAGCAUCAUUCUUGUCCUUUCUCUUUGUUCCCUGCCUCAAGUUUCCAGCAGGAAAAUAGUGCCCUGGUCAGAAUGAGCCUAUUUGCAGUAUUGAAAUCAUAAUCUUUUUAUUUAUAGCCUGCUUUUCUUCUGUCCUGGAGCUCAAGUUGUCAUCCACUGAUUUCUUAGCAGUCUCAUCUGGGUUCAGUCAAUGAGCCUAGCAGGACCAUUUUGUAAUUUGAACCUUUGCCCAGCAGGUGGAGCCAGAGCAAGGUCUGUCUGUCUGAAUGGGGGAGCGGGGGUGGGGGGGACUGCCACCACCUAUCGUGCCCCAUGCCUCCCAGAAGGAGUGCUGUUUUUCUGCUACAGGUAUGUGUUGUUAUGUUGCAUUCCUCUUUUUUCCCAAGAGAGGGGAGAGGCUCACUAGCUUUAUGAGGCCAGUUGUGGAUUUCUGAACACCUAAACUGCUGUGCAGUCAAGUUUUCUAGUUGGAUAUGUCAGGAUUAGGAAGAAAAGGAAACUUAAACAACCAGGAAGCCUUUGAAGUUUCAUUUUUAAUUAGCAUGCCUUCUUAAGUGUCACUAUUCUAGUGCUGCCAUUGCCUACUUCGUGAGCUCAGUGCUAACAAAUGGGAGAUCAUGAACCUGUCUGCCUCUGUCUAAAAAUUCUAGCCUUCCUACAGGUGUUUUGGGCUGCAGAACGCAUCGGCCCCAGCUAGCAUGACCAUGGAUGGUGAGAAUUGUAGUUCAGAACAUUUGGAGGACACCAGGCUGGGGAAGACUGAUCUGUCUAAUUUUUACCCCACUCUUUAGCUGAAGCAGCUUACUUAAAAUCAAUGAAAAAAACCAUUCCUUUUUCUGUAAUCCUCUCUGAUGUGGUACCAAAAGUUACCCAGCACUAUCUUCUGUUUUAAGCCUCUUGUGGAGCAUUUUUCAGCAAGGUGGUGGUGGUGGGGGGGUGUUAACCCAUAUCAUCCCUCUCCACCCUUUCAAAGAACCUUGCUGCCACUCGCCACUCCCUGCAAAUGGUGCUGAAUAAAUAAUUCACUGCUUGACAAGACUGCAUGAAUUAUGCAGCAUCAGGAACUGCUGCUCUCAACACCAAGGGCACCUCAAAAGCUGCUUGCCUUUGGCCACAGCAUGGCUUCUCUCCUUCCCUACAAAGCUGCAUGCCUUUUAUGCCUGUUACCCAUUAGCACUCAAAGCAUCUGCCCCUUUCUGUAUGGCUGAGAUAACCGCAGUGGCAGCUUUGAUUCAUCCUUGGAAAAAAGUUGAGGCCUGGUGCUACAGCACUGCAAGUAAAAGCCCCAGUGCCCUGCAGUGGAGGAGCCCAGAUCCUGCACAUUUGAUGGAGGCAGGCUCAGAGAUGCCAACUGAGAGUGGAAGGAGGGUGUAAAAACAGCUCAUCUUGCAGCGAUGGCUUUUGCUAUGAGCGUCUCUGUUCUCCUGGUUAGUGCAAAGGUAGCCUUGUCCUUGCAUUGAUCUUUGAAACCAUUUGGUUUGAGAUGUGUAGCCAUAGCUGGUAUUUUGACUCAGUUCUCCCUUGAAAUAUAAAGGCCAGAUUAUGCCUGCACAUAAUGUACACUUGUGGUGGGCAAGGGCGGACACUUCUCUGAUUGAGCACACCGUUAGUCCUUCAAAAAACGAUAAAAUUUCCUUGAGAAUUGACUACCGAUCCUCCCGUUGCCCCAUGUGCACGUCAUUCAUCUCGGUGUUAAGUGCUGGUGAUCUGCUGCAUAUUUGAGAUACUGUCAGCAGGUGGCACUAUUGGUUUAAUUCUGCUUAAAGGGCUAAGUUCUUUAAGAAGGCUGGAAGAAUUACUCAACAAAAAUUUGAAUUCUCCCGAGUUAGCUGUAUUAGCUAAUUUUGAAGAAAAAGAUGAUAACCUUGCACAUCUUCUAACUUUCAUAUAUGUUAGACUGCUAGAAUGAUGAUGAUGAUGAUGUCUUCACAGAAAAGAGAUCAACAUCCCUCGGCUUGUGGAGAAAUACUCUCGUUUGUUGCAUUAAUGGAAAAGCUAACAAAACAGAUCAAGUAGUAUAUAUUGAUAUUUUUUUACAGAAUUUGGGAGACAUUUAUUAACUAUGCUAAUAGCAAUAAAGAUGUUACUGCACCUCAGUCAAUUAAUCAGAUUUGCUGAAGAAACCUGUUACUGGGGAUAUUUUCCUCAGACUUUGUAUAUGUACACUUGAAAUCAGUCUGCUAAUGUAUUUUGAUUGGUGUCGCA